UUUUUAUCGAGAGCAGACUUCUAAUGAGGUUAUGAAACGAGCCUGUGUCACAGCUAAGUCCCACCCAUUUGCUGCGCUGCCGAGAUAGGCCACCCAUGAUUCCAUCCUGGGGAUUCGGGGGGACUGAUGCCGCCCCAUCCCCUGCUCAGUGACACUCCCAGCCCCUGCCAUCGCUGUCAGCUCAGCAGCUGAUAACCUCCAGGUUUUGCAGGCUUCUGACCGCUAGAAAAAGAAGAAAGCCAUGGGUUUUGUCUUCUUUUCUUUAUCUCACAAAGCUCUGCCCGAGGGAUGUGUGUGUCUGUGAUAAUUUCCUUCCAAUUCUGGCAUUUUCAGCCCUACCCAGAGGAGACAGUGAGGUGAUGUCUUACCUGGGACUGAGAUAUGGAAAACAGUGAUGUGGUGAAUCCUGUACAGGAACCCCCUUUGUGCUCUGCAGACUGUGAUGGCAGAAACCCCCACAGCUCUGUCUGCAACUUGAAUUCCAACAGAGGUCCUUCAUCCAAUCCCAGUGGAGUUUCUGGUUACUCAGGGAAUGCCAGGUCCUCAUUAAAGCCUGGUUCUGUUGAGCUGCUUGCCUCCUUUAUGCAAGAUAUCCAGAACAUUGGACAUGCUAACUCAGAAAUUGUGAGGAACUGUGAGACAAGGUGGAUACAGCUUCUGAGACUGGUAGAAAAACAAUGCCAGGAACAAAUAAAUGCCCAGCAAGAGCAGUUCCACCAUCAAAUCCAACUGAUUCAGGAUGAGAUAAAGCAGCUGGUGAGGUUGCAGAGCAGCAACAAUCCCCAUUCAGUAAAAGCUGCUGGUCAGACUGGGGGCAUGUCUGAGUUGAAUGGAAACUCAGACUGGGGGCAUAUACACUUUCAUGUAUUUCCCCUAAAUAUAUGUGUGUGUUUCUUACCAUCCAGUAAAUCUUUAACAUCAUGGGCACAAAAGUUGAAACAAACUCAACCAAAAAGAGUAACUGCAGAUGAAGGAUGUGUGAACUCUAUGCAAGAAAAUGAGAGAGUGAAGAGAUUACCACUUGACAAUACAAACCUUACUGAUGCUGCUUUGCCACCAUACACUUUUUACCUCAAUCAACCCAAGGAAAGUCCUAGUUCCAUAGUGUCAGAAGCUUCAGGACUUUCAUACUGGAAGUUAGAUGAAAAGGAGAUGUAUCACACUUUACCAGAGAAUUUCAGAAGUGAGUUGCCUGAUACUUUUGUGGAGAAAACAUCACCAGUUCAGUUGUCUUCUGCUGAUGAAAGGAAGUUGUCAUCACUGAAGGACAUUUAUCAUAAAAGACAAAGGGAAAAGCAGCAGCUGCCAGACCAGAGUUUUAUGCCUUCUUCCCAGCCAAGUCACCCACCAGAGAUCUUGACGUUGGACCCAACCCUGCACAUGAAGCCAGGCCAGCAGAACCAGGGACUCAGGACUCCUCCAGACUCUGCUCCCUUUUCUCCAGACUCCAUGGCAGAGCCCGGAUUUCCAAGUCAUUGUGACACAGACUCUUUUUCACAGACAAGUCACUCACCUCAGCUGGAUGAUUCUCCAACACCCCCUGCCAGCAGCAGAGCUGUGCACUUGGAGCUGUGGAGAACUCACCCAUUCCAGAGUGAACACAGGGCCAGCUCUCCCUUCCCAGGGGCUCCCAGGAAUGCUGACAAUGAUCAUUCUGUCAACACUGAGGAGGAGGAAGCCCUGACUCUGACUCCAUCUUCUCUUACUCAGUGUGCUGACAGCAGUUUGCCAGAUUGCAGCCUUUCAGUGGCAUCCCUUGAGGAUCCUGUGGUAAUGUCCAACAGGUGUGACCAGUUAGAUUCAGCUCUGAAUGAAGCAAGUGCUCACAUAAAAGCCCUUGAAAAUAAGAAUAACCAGCUAGAAAAGCAAGUGGCAGAUUGGAGGGAGCGAUUCUGUGCCCUCAGCGACAGCUCCAGGGCCCUGCAGGAGCGGCUGGAGGAGACGCGCGCCAGCCACAAGGAGAAGGACAACGCCAUCAGCCGCCUGCAGUCCCGCCUCAGGGAGCUCCAGGAGGCCUUGGAGAAGGCCUACAAGUUAUCUGACAAUAAAAACACCAGGCUCCAGGAAGAAAACAAAAUGUUUCAAAAUCUUUUAGGAGAAUAUGAAUCCCUUGGAAAAGAACACGAAAGAGUAAAGGAUACAUUAAAUACAACUGAAAACAAAUUGCUUGAUGCAAACACAGAGAUUUCUGAUUUGAAAAGGACAAUUUUAAAACUUGAAGCUCAGCUCAAGCAGGUGGAACAUGAAAAUGCCCUGAAACUUCGCCAUAUAAGUGAAAAUCGUUUCACCAGAACCUCUUGUGCCAACAAGUUGGGAACUCCUGAUGUCAGCAGGAGGAAGUGGUUGAUACCAGGAGCUGAAUAUUCCAUUUUCACUGGGCAGCCCUUGGAGGGCCAGGAGAGCCCCAAAGACAACAGGCUGGAAGAAACCUAUAUUCCUUCUAGGCACCAUUCUCCUCCUGAGAAAGACUCCUCACAGGAAGACUCUUCAAGCAACACAAUAGGGAAGAAAGAAAAUGAGAUGGCAGAAGCACCAAUUCUAAAAGCCUUUAAAGAACUUGAAGAAGGAAAAAUUCUUAAAGAUUGGGGUACACAGACAGAAAAAGAAGAUGCACCAGCUAAACCAUCAGCUCGGCGUCAGACUGUGGGGUUUGUGGAACCUUCCUUGGCUGCAAACAGAUCCCCAGAGAAAGGGAGAGACCAGCACAGACCCAAACGGUUCAGCUCCCCCUGUGGCCAGAGGUCAUCGUCCCUUCCUCCUGCCAACAGGAAACCCAGCACUCCCACAAGAAGAGAGAUAAUGUUGGCACCAGUGUCUGUGACAUACAGCCCAAAACGAUCUCCAAAGGAAAACCUCUCUCCUGGAUUUAGCCAUUUGCUCAGCAGAAAUGAAAACACAGUGACAAGGUUUGAUAUACUUCUAGAUGACCUGGAAACUGGUGCUACUUCUACUUUACAGCACAAUAAUCCAAGGAAAAGGCUCCAGUUUCAGUCACUAGAUGAUGCAGAAGGAAGGCAGCAUUCAGGUGUCAGGCAGAGCCCCUGUACUGAACCUGUCAGUAAUGGAAUGAAGAAAGCAGCAGCAGCCUGGGAGGAGAGGAGCCAGAGACACGAGGCAGUGCAGUCACCUUGUGAGGAAGACUUCAAGUACACAGCAAGGAUUCCAACUCUGGCUGAAACUGAGAGGCUUUUUGAUGAGCUGACUCACGAAAAGCAACAGAUUGAGGCUGCACUCAGCCGAAUCCCUUGUUCUGGUGGAAGAAUGACCUUGCAAGCAAGACUAAAUCAGGAAGCCCUGGAAGAUCGUUUGGAAAGAAUUAACAGAGAUUUGGGGUUAAUACGAAUGACUCUGAAAAGAUUUCAUGUUUUGAGAACUUCUGCAAAUCUUUGACAGUUCUCUCUUGACUGCAAAUAUACUUUUUUUUUGCACUAAUAUAUAAUGAUGCACUCAGUAAAUGCAAAUUGUUUUGUAUUUUUAUAAACCCUGAAAUGUAGUUUUGCAACCAUGUUACCCUUUACAAACAGCAAUAUUUUGUACUUCAAACAGCCACCUCUAUUUUAAAUGUAUUUUGUUACACCUGAGAAAUCAAUGUUUAUCCUGUAUUGUAAUAUUUUUAGAAAUAUUAAUUAUUUUUAAAUAGUGAUAUUCAAUUUAUAAGAAACGAAAAGGCAGCUUGUUUUCAGGAAAAAAAAAUGGUAGUAUUACCCUUUUGCACUUGGUUUUCCUCCACUAUUUUAUAAAUAUUUAUGGUGUGAUGUAAAUAUUAGCCAAGAGGAGAUUUUGGACUUUAAUACAAAAAGCAACAUGAGUUUACCUGUGUUAAAGGGAACCACUGUUGUGUGGUAAAUCCUUUUAAUUGAAACCUUUUCCAUGGGUGUUUCUCAUUGGGGCAGAACUGUGAGCAAUACUUGCACUGUGUCUGGCUGGGGCAGGAAAAUCCGUGUGGGAUGGAUGUGAGGGCUCCCAGCAGUGCCAGAGAGGGGAUGGUGAUACUGAAUGCCAGCAUUCCCCUGGCAGCAGCUCCAGCUGGCACUCCAGGACUGCAGCUCCUUCCCUGAACUUACUGGGUCCCUGUGCCAGUGUUCUGCUCGUGUACAUUUCAUGUAUUUGUGAACAUAAAUUCAUUUUUCUUGGUGGAAAAAAAAUGCAUAUUUGCCAGUUGACAUAUUGUUGCGUUGCUGUCCAACAUUGAUAUUUUGGUUUGUAUUUUAAUAUUAAAUAAAUGUUUAAUUAGAUUUUUUCCUCCUGCCCAAGUACAGUAAUAGGCUCUGGGAUAUUACAUCAGAGAUAAUGUAGGUUUUAAUCAUAUUGUGUGUUUCAAAUUCUGUCCUUGUUCAAGAUGUUUGGCCACCAAUGAUGUGAUUACAGGGCCAGAAUAGCUGUCGUAAAGGAAGCUUGAGAAGGUCUGAUUCUAAAAUUAGAGUGCUGUGGUUUAAGAUAUUUGAUGAGGAAUUGUACAACCCAUGCAUGGUCUUUUCAGAAAUUCUGUAGUUUUUGCAGCCCUCUGGGUACUUCAGUGCAAGAUCAGAGCUGGGGAGAAGUCAA
This is a messenger RNA of Zonotrichia albicollis (white-throated sparrow), 4545 nucleotides long. NCBI's taxonomy places the organism in Eukaryota, Metazoa, Chordata, Aves, Passeriformes, Passerellidae. The record is from RefSeq and is a predicted model, not a curated record.